Branchiostoma belcheri (Belcher's lancelet) is the source of this 1524-nucleotide messenger RNA. RefSeq names its product protein FAM45A-like. Gene Ontology annotation, molecular function: guanyl-nucleotide exchange factor activity; small GTPase binding. Gene Ontology annotation, biological process: regulation of early endosome to late endosome transport; protein transport. NCBI's taxonomy places the organism in Eukaryota, Metazoa, Chordata, Leptocardii, Amphioxiformes, Branchiostomatidae. The transcript is spliced from 7 exons. Gene Ontology annotation, cellular component: late endosome. The coding region runs from base 8 to 1066 and encodes 352 amino acids. The record is from RefSeq and is a predicted model, not a curated record.
CUUCAAGAUGGCGGCUCUUGCUGACUUAGUUGCCGCAUCACUAAUCGAGAGAGACAGGAGUGGGGAUGUGCUGUGGACGUGGUCCUACCCUUCUGUAAGUCAGGAGCAGCGUGAUGUCUUCACCAGGAAGUCCCAGCUGUCCGCCGACCCCGCCAACAUUCCCCCGUUUGUGUACGGGCAGUGGCGCCGGCAGUGGUACUACAUCAAGUCUGCUCAGGUGCAGGACGGAGACCCACUGCCUAAGGUGACACACUUCUCCCUAGUCAUCGUCUCUAAAGACUUUAACCCAGAGAAGUACGAGACAUUUUCCCGUAUCCUGUGCAAGGCGUAUGCUCGCACGGGCAGCCCGGCCGCCAUGCUGCAGUUCUACCUCGCUGUCGUCACGCGCGGCUCCUGUCAGAGCGAGGAAAACGGAACCUUCCUCGUGAAGGAGUUCGACCCCAGGAAAGCGUACGCUGCGGGGUCUGUCAAAGACCUAGUGAGCAGGUUUGGAGUGGAGAGUAUCCUGAUCUACACAGCCGUCCUUCUCAAAAAGAAACUGGCCGUCUACCAUCCUCACCUGGACGGCCUCCUCCAAACUGUCAGAGCAUUCCCCGCCUUUGUAUGGCACAGACAAAACUGGAACAUCCUGUACCCUAACGUUGAUCUUGUAGAGGAAGAGUUGGAUGACCUGAAGUCGUCAGGACACUACAUCGCUGGUUUUACAGACCCAAUGGUGGAGAGCAGGACGGAUCUGUACGACGUGUUUGUGAACCUGUCUGACAGCGAGGUUUCAGUCGCACCGCAGGCAAAAGAAUCCAUGGCGAUGGGUAAGAUCCACAAAGACAUCGCCAUGGCGAUGGUGCAGUGUGCAGAGGAUGAUGGGAUGGAGAACCAACAGGUCAUCAAGGAAAUUGCAGUGAAGACAAAAGAGCUGCUGAACAAGGUCAAGUCCUUGGCCACCCCUGCCGAAGAGGGUGGGAAACCCCUCAUCACCCUGGAUGCCCUGAGAGAAAGAAAGAUGGCGCCGGCCAACGAGAACUUCUUAUUCAGCCUGGCAGCGGCAGAGGGGCUAGCAGAACUCUGAUAGGAACACCACCGUUGGAUACAAUAAAAUUAGGACAUUUGUAUAAUAUCUUCCAAAAAAGUGAUUAUGAUGGAAAUAGAAAAACUAUGUACACUGUAUUAUGAUAUAAAGAGGAAAGUACAUGAUGAAAUUUGAAAAUUUGUAAAAUAGCUUUCAAGUGAAUGAUUAUGACAAAAAUAGGAACACAAUGAAGACUAAAGUACAUGUAUGAUUGUAAAAUUUGAUACUUAGUUCAUGUAACGUUAUCCCACCUAGAAUCUCUUUGGAAAUUUUGAAAAUAGUUUCCUGGGUCAAAGCCACAACAUAUUGUUAGAGAUGCAAUAAAUGUUACUCUGUUAGAUACAUGUAUAUUGUAUUUGCAUUCCAAAUUUAGAUGUUUCAUCAUAUACGAAUAAGUAUGACUUAUGCUGUCAAAUGUUGAAUACAAACUGUACUGUUUUGUAAGACAGUUUCUAUUA